This is a messenger RNA of Ixodes scapularis (black-legged tick), 831 nucleotides long. RefSeq lists its product as uncharacterized. Bases 16 to 777 code for a protein of 253 amino acids. Lineage: Eukaryota; Metazoa; Arthropoda; Arachnida; Ixodida; Ixodidae. The record is from RefSeq and is a predicted model, not a curated record. The transcript has a single exon.
AAGGCGUCGUUUCUGAUGCCAGUUGAAGACCAAAUUAUGUUGACUCUGAUGCGGCUACGGAUGGGGUCGCUUCUUGCCGACUUAGCAUUUCGUUUUCACGUAUCCACGUCUGUAGUUAGCAGAGUGUUUUCAUUUUGGAUCCCGCACCUGGCGCAGCUUUCGAGGAAGUACUUGAUGUUCUGGCUUCCGACAGAUACAAUUCGGUUGUCGUUGCCAGACGUUUUUGAAGACAUGCCUCGGACGACCUGCAUCAUAGAUUGCUUUGAGAUUUUCUGUGAUAGACCACGAAACCUCUUGAGGAGAGGAAAGAUGUUCAGCUUUUAUAAAAGCCAUAACACGGUCAAGGUGCUCCAUGCUGUCGCGCCCAACGGCUUCAUCAUGUUUGUUUCCAAAGCCUACGGAGGGCGGGCAAGUGAUCGGUACAUGACGGCAAACUCUGGAUUGCUCGACCACUUAGACUAUGGAGAUGAAGUCCUAGCUGACAGGGGCUUCACGAUCGCCGACAUUCUGCCAAUUGGAGUAGAGCUUGCGCUGCCUUCCUUUACGAAGGGAAAGCAGCUUGCUGCACGGGAUGUGGUGGUGUCCCGAAGGCUAGCCAAACUGAGAAUACAUGUGGAAAGAUCGAUCCGUCGCAUGAAAUGCUUCCGGAUACUGAAGUAUGUUCCCUCGUCAUAUCUUGCAAAGAACAACAACCUUGACCACAUUGUAGCAGCUGUUGCUGGGCUCUGCAACCUGCAGCCUGCUCUCAUCAAGGGACCACAGCUCAAAGAAACCUAAGUGUGAAAUGUGUUAAAGGGCCACUCCAGCACCAAAACAAAAUUUUUGCAAACA